AUUUAAACCACCGGAGACUCGCACCAUCGCACCAUCAAUGGCGGUCUCUGCUAAAACCCAUACAAUAUCUUCACGUCACUCAGACCUCUUAAACUCUCUUCACCAUAACCCCAUCUCCAAAACCCCCAAUUUCCCAAUCCCAUCGCGACCCACCAAACUUUCACUAACAAAAAAGCACGAAAUCUCCGUAUUCACCACCGAUUCAUUCAACACAAGCGACCCAAACACCCUCAUAUGCAACCUAUGCCUUCACGGGAACCUCCAACAAGCUUUAAUCCCCUUAAACGCCAUGAAAAAGCUCCGAAUUUGCGUCGAAGAAGAAACUUACAUUUCGUUAAUCGAUCUCUGUGAGCGGAAACGAGCAGAGGCUGAAGGGUGCGAAGUGUAUGAUAUGAUAAAGAGUUCGAAUACCCAAUUGGGAAUUCGAAUUGGGAACCAGUUGUUGAGUAUGUUUGUCAGGUUUGGAAAUUUGGUGGAUGCAUGGUAUGUGUUCGGUAAAAUGUCUGAGAGAAAUGUGUUCACUUGGAAUGUUUUGAUUGGUGGGUAUUGUAAAUCUGGGUGUUUUGAUGAGGCUUUGAGUUUGUAUAAUCGGAUGUUGUGGGCGGGUGUUCGACCCGAUGUGUAUACUUUUCCUAGCGUGUUAAGAACUUGUGGGGCGGUAUCGGAUGUGGUUAGGGGUAGGGAGGUUCAUGUUCAUGUGUUGAGGUUCGGGUUGUCGUCGAAUGUUGAUGUGAAUAAUGCUUUGAUUAGUAUGUAUGUGAAAUCUGGGAAUGUAUAUACUGCCCGCUUAGUGUUUGAUAAAAUGCCUGAAAGGGACACGAUAUCAUGGAACGCGAUGAUUUCAGGGUAUUUUGAAAAUGAGGAGUGUUUGGAUGGGUUAAAGUUGUUUCUUAACAUGCUUGAUCGCUUUGUGGUUCCGGAUUUGAUGACUAUAACUAGCGUAAUAUCGGCCUGUGGAUAUGUUGGCGAUGAAAGAUUAGGAAAAAGCGUUCACGCGUAUGCAACAAAACACGCGUUUGGACAAGACGUUUCCAUCGAUAACUCGUUAAUACAGUUUUACGCAAGCGUUGGAGCUUGCGAAGAAGCCGAAAAAGUUUUCAGUAGAAUCAGAUCAAAAGACGUAGUAUCAUGGACAUCGAUGAUAUCGAGUUAUGAGAACAACGGUUUGUCCGAAAAAGCUAUAGAAUUUUACAAGAAGAUGAAGACGGAAAACAUCGAACCGGAUGAAAUCACUAUCGCUAGUGUCAUCUCCGCUUGCGCUUCGUUAAAUCUCUUAGAUUUGGGUAUCGAGUUACACGAAUAUGCUAAAACGACUGGAUUCGUAUCAUACGUCAUUGUCGCCAACGCAUUGAUCGAUCUUUAUUCCAAAUGUAAACGUAUCGAUAAAGCGUUGGAAGUCUUCAAACUCAUUAGGAACAAGAACAUCAUAUCUUGGACUUCAAUCAUCCACGGUUUGGUCAUCAAUAACCGAAAUCUCGAAGCUCUUAUUUUCUUUAGAAGAAUGAAAACUAGUUUACUUCCGAAUUCAAUCACGUUAAUCGCCGUUCUUGCAGCGUGCGCUAAAAUCGGAGCAUUGGUGACCGGAAAAGAAAUCCACGCAUACGCGUUAAGAGUCAGGCUAGCGUUCGACGGAUACGUACCAAACGCACUUCUGGACAUGUACGUAAAAUGCGGGAAUAUGAAAACCGCGUGGAACCAGUUCAAUUCAAUCGAAAACGACAUUACUUCGUGGAACACGAUGUUGACCGGCUAUGCGCAAAGAGGACAAGGUCAACACGCGAUUGACUUAUUUACGAGAAUGGUCAAAUCCGAUGUAGAACCCGACGCGGUUACCUUUAUUUCGUUAUUAUGUGCGUGUGGUAGAUCCGGUAUGGUCGAACACGGUUUAGAGUAUUUCAACAUUAUGACAGAAGAUUAUCGUAUUGUCCCGAACCUCAAACAUUACGCUUGCGUAGUUGAUUUACUCGCGCGUGCAGGGAAACUCGAAGAAGCUUACACGUUUAUAACAAAAAUGCCGUUAAAACCCGACGCAGCAGUAUGGGGAGCUUUGCUAAACGCGUGUAGGAUUUACCGAAAUUUCGAGUUGGGGCAAGUGGCGGCCCGGCGUAUAUUCGAUCUAAACGAGUGGACAAACGUCGGGUAUUAUACGCUUUUGUGCAAUUUUUACGCUGAUAACGGUAAAUGGGAUGAAGUCGCAAAGUUGAAAAAGUCAAUGAGCGAAAAAGGGGUUAUCGUUGACCCCGGGUGCAGUUGGGUGGAAGUGAAAGGGAACGUUCACGCGUUUCUUACGGGUGAUAAGAACCAUCCUCAACAAAAAGAAAUCGAUUCGAUUUUGAACGGUUUUUAUGAAAAGAUGGACGGUAUCGCGGUAUUUGAUGAUUCGAAAGCGGAUGUUUUGUGCGGGCAUAGUGAACGAUCGGCCGUUGGAUUCGGGCUUUUGAAUACGGCUCCGGGUGUGCCUAUACGAGUUACGAAAAAUCUGUAUAUGUGUAUAAGUUGUCAUUGUUUGUUGAAGUUUAUUUCGAAAGUAGUUAGGAGAGAAAUUAGUGUUAGGGAUAGUGAAUGUUUUCAUUGUUUUAAGGAUGGUGUGUGUUCUUGUGGGGAUUCUGGUUAUAAGCCAACAAAUUCAUCAUAAAAGAAACAAAAUUUUGAUA
Molecule: messenger RNA, 2654 nt
Organism: Helianthus annuus (common sunflower)
Lineage: Eukaryota; Viridiplantae; Streptophyta; Magnoliopsida; Asterales; Asteraceae
Product: pentatricopeptide repeat-containing protein At1g15510, chloroplastic
Exons: 1
Coding region: 38-2635 (865 amino acids)
Biological process (GO): RNA modification
Molecular function (GO): RNA binding; protein binding; zinc ion binding
Source: RefSeq, a predicted model, not a curated record